Wickerhamiella sorbophila is the source of this 687-nucleotide messenger RNA. Its product is annotated as DSC E3 ubiquitin ligase complex subunit 3. The coding region runs from base 1 to 687 and encodes 228 amino acids. The record is from RefSeq and is a predicted model, not a curated record. Gene Ontology annotation, cellular component: endoplasmic reticulum; Dsc E3 ubiquitin ligase complex. The transcript has a single exon. Gene Ontology annotation, biological process: protein processing. Lineage: Eukaryota; Fungi; Ascomycota; Dipodascomycetes; Dipodascales; Trichomonascaceae.
AUGGAUCCCUCUUCGCCCGCACCGAACAACCCGAACGAUUUGGCGGCGAAGGAAAUCACAAUUGUGAUUCGGCUGUCGUCCGAUGAUGUUAUUUUUGAAACAGAUGAUGUCUCUGCUGUCACACUGGCAGAUUUACGCCAUGCUGUCCGGUCCAAUCGUGGCGGGACAACUCUGAAUAGAAGGCUACGGUUUAUUUAUAACGGCCAUGUUCUGAAAAACACCACGAAUAUCGCCCGCGAGGUCGUCGGAACCAGAGACCGCGUCUAUGUGCACUGCGCUAUAGGCCCUAUAAUGUCGUCUGCAGAGAUCGAACGAGGCGAAGACACUGACGCAGAACCACCCACCCCACAGCGCACUGCCGAGCCUGAAUUGCGAGGAUUCGAUCGAUUGAGGUCCACGGGGUUCUCAGAAGAAGACAUCGCCAACCUCAGACAGCAGUUUGGUGAGCUUUACGGCACAGAUGGCGGCGUUGAACUCGAAGACCAAUGGAUCGACGAUGAUGCUGCUAAUGCCCCUUUUGCUGUCGAAUACGUCCGUGACAUGCUGGCUGUUUUGGCUGGCGCGUUCUUGGGUGUCUUCGUGCUCGUGCUUGUAAAGCUGAAUGUCUUGAACAGGAGACAAAUGAUGGUAGUCGGUGCUGGCGCUGUUAUCAACAUUGUCUUUUCGGUUUUACAAAUGUUUUCAUAG